CUCUGCCGCAUCCCAAAGUACUACCCAACUUUCUUUUUGUUUUCACUUUCAGCAAAACUCACUCUCAACCCAUACAUCUAUUUCAUACAGCAGGGUUAAUACUCAAACACAAUGGCCACCGAAAAGCCCUCCAUCGUAAUCGUCCAGGGGUCUUUCCAGACUCCCCUCGUCUACGCCAAAUUAGCAACGGGUCUUCGCAACCUAGGCUACUCCGUCAUCCAUCCAUCACUCCCCAGCUGCACCGAUGUCGAGGCCGAUGACUUUUCCUCUCGCACGAUGGAGGACGACGCACGCACUAUCACCGAAAUCCUGGAGCAGCUAAUCGAGAAAGAGGAAAAGUCCGUCGUCGUCGUAAUGCAUUCCUACGGAGGCAUAGUGGGUAGUACUGCUAUUCCCCAGUCUCUGGCCUAUACUUCCCGUCAUGCAGAGGGAAAGAAGGGCGGUGUUUUAUGUCUAUUCUACUAUGCAGCCUUUCUUCUAUCUGAGGGGGCAUCCGUCAUCGGGACAUUCGGCGAGUCGCCAAACAAUUAUGUGACUUCGGACGGGUGCUUCCGCAUCAAGGACGGGGCUAAAACUCUAUACAGCGAUCUCCCGGACGCUGAAGCAGCCCUCUGGGAAUCACGCCUCAUUCCGCAGUCUUACUUGGUGCAGACUACGCCCACAACUCGUGCCGCAUAUGAGUAUAUUCCCUCUACUUAUCUCAUCUGCGUGGGGGAUCAGGCAGCACCUGCUGCCUUCCAGGAGAGGUUUGCCCAGUUAGCUCGCGCGGAGAUUGAUCGCUGUACUGCGGGACAUUCUCCGAUGCUGAGCCAGCCGGAUAUGUUGGUGGAGAAGAUUGCGGCGGUGGUGGAUAAGGCGGCUGUGGCGUCUGUUUGAUAUAGCUUACGUUGGAGAGGGUCAAAGGUCAGAUCGUUUGGCAUUGUGACAUAGUCAUAGGUGGAUGGUGUUCCAGAUAGUUUGUUGGGAGCAUGAGGGGGCAAUGAGACAAUAUCCGGAAUGCAACAAACCCCGAUGAUCGGCGGUUAUCACCCCUCCCCCUCUUUUCUUGGCUGGCUGUCAGAUUUUAGUUCGAUCUCUAAGCACUAAUUAACCAG
Aspergillus sclerotioniger CBS 115572 is the source of this 1094-nucleotide messenger RNA. Its product is annotated as alpha/beta hydrolase. The transcript is spliced from 2 exons. NCBI's taxonomy places the organism in Eukaryota, Fungi, Ascomycota, Eurotiomycetes, Eurotiales, Aspergillaceae. The record is from RefSeq and is a predicted model, not a curated record. The coding region runs from base 112 to 876 and encodes 254 amino acids.